This is a messenger RNA of Ostertagia ostertagi, 468 nucleotides long. Lineage: Eukaryota; Metazoa; Nematoda; Chromadorea; Rhabditida; Trichostrongylidae. The record is from the annotation of a GenBank genome assembly.
AUGGCAAGCAGCUUAGCUCAGCUCGAGCCAGUUCAGUCAUGGCACGUGUCCUCGUCGGAAUCACCUCCGGGUGCUAGCGGUAUCGCAAUUCUGGCCGCUCUCGUCACCGUUGCCUACCUUUACAACGAUAUUAACAACUUUUUUCGACGACACCAUGAAAGACAUGGAGGAAUUCAAGGUCGAUCUCCUCGUCAGGUAUUUGGAAGAAAAAGAAUAGCUGUGAAGAGGCACGAUACCGCCGCCAAAGUCUCGGAAGGGACCUGCAGCAAUUGUGGAGCACAACCCAACAAUUGCCCAGCUGGACCACCAGGACCACCGGGUACCCAACACCUGGAGAGCCUGGAAAUCGAUGGUGAAGAUGGGCAACCGGGAAUGGCGAAUACCGCUCCUGCCUACGACAUCCCAACUAAGGAGAAGGAUUCAUCUUGCAUCAUGUGUCCUCCAGGAGAGCCUGGACCACCUGCCUGA